Corythoichthys intestinalis (scribbled pipefish) is the source of this 1091-nucleotide messenger RNA. RefSeq names its product histone H3-like. Bases 152 to 808 code for a protein of 218 amino acids. The transcript has 2 exons. The record is from RefSeq and is a predicted model, not a curated record. Lineage: Eukaryota; Metazoa; Chordata; Actinopteri; Syngnathiformes; Syngnathidae. Gene Ontology annotation, cellular component: nucleosome. Gene Ontology annotation, molecular function: structural constituent of chromatin; protein heterodimerization activity; DNA binding.
UAUACAUGUGAUAUCUAUGAUCUCGUUCACCAAUCAGGAUGCACCGGUCUAAGGCAGCGUCACUCAUUUGCCGCUCGACAAAGCGUUUAAAAGCGAGCGGGAUCGCGUUCUUCAGUCAUUUCGUUCCCUCAGCGAGAAAAAAAGCUCGAAGAUGGCAAGAACCAAGCAGACAGCUCGUAAAUCCACCGGCGGGAAAGCCCCCAGAAAGCAGCUGGCCACUAAAGCGGCCCGUAAAAGCGCCCCGGCCACCGGCGGCGUCAAGAAACCUCAUCGCUACAGGCCCGGUACCGUGGCUCUCCGUGAGAUUCGCCGCUACCAGAAGUCCACUGAGCUGCUCAUCCGCAAGCUGCCCUUUCAGCGUCUUGUGAGGGAGAUUGCACAGGAUUUCAAGACCGACCUGCGCUUCCAAAGCUCUGCCGUUAUGGCUUUGCAGGAGUCCAGUGAGGCCUAUCUGGUCGGCUUGUUCGAAGACACCAAUUUCUGUAAUUGCAUAACGAUGUCUGGCCGAGGAAAAGGUGGUAAAGGUCUGGGGAAAGGAGGCGCUAAGCGUCACCGCAAAGUUCUCCGCGAUAACAUCCAGGGAAUCACCAAGCCUGCCAUCCGCCGUCUCGCUCGUCGCGGUGGCGUCAAGCGCAUCUCUGGUCUCAUCUACGAGGAGACCCGUGGUGUGCUGAAGGUGUUCUUGGAGAACGUCAUCCGUGAUGCCGUCACUUACACCGAGCACGCCAAGAGAAAGACCGUAACUGCCAUGGAUGUGGUUUACGCUCUGAAGAGACAAGGACGUACUCUCUACGGUUUCGGAGGUUAAAGCCCUCGUCUGUGUGUCAGCAACAACAAAGGUCCUUUUAAGGACCACACAAAUUCUGGUUUUGGAGCUUUUAUUCUAUUGUGGGAUUUAUGGUUCUUUGAAAACUCUUCAUUUAGGUUUGUUCUAAAACCUGAUUUAUAUUUAAUUACAUAAUAUUAUGGGUGAUGGGCAAUGAAGCUUAUUAAGAAGCUUCAAACAAUUUAGGCAAAUCGCUUUGAAAAUUAGUACAUGAAGCUUCAUUAUCAGUGACCUCUACUAGUAAAAAUUAAAACUGCAGAGGCUC